UUCUCUCUUCAUGACAUGGUGGUGGAGCCCAGUCUGUCUUUCACCUCGACGCCUCCUCCGACACAAUGCACCAGAUUUAAUUUCAGAACGUUCCGUUGGAUGCAAACUAUGAUUUUUGCCAUCGAGGAGAUCAACAGAGAUGGCAAACUGCUUCCCAACAUCACACUGGGGUAUAAGAUCUAUGAUUCAUGCAGUACACCCCAUCAGGCUCUGAAGGCUGCUGUGGAGUUAAUGGGAAGUGAGAAAGGUUCUGGGAUUGAGGGGAAGUUGCAGAGCAAAAGCACCUGUAAUGAGACUGUACCAGUGGUGAUUGGAGACGGAGGCUCUACUCAGUCUCUUGUAGUAGCUCGUUUCCUGGGAGUCUUCCAUGUGCCACAGGUCAGCUAUUUCUCCAGCUGUGCCUGUUUCAGUGACAAAAAGGAGUUUCCUGCCUUUUUAAGGACCAUGCCCAGUGACUUCUUCCAGGUAGAUGCACUGAUACAACUUGUCAAGCAUUUUGGCUGGACGUGGGUGGGUGUGAUUGCAGGAGAUGAUGCAUAUGGUCGUGGUGGGGCGAACAUCUUUGCAGAUGAGGUUAGAAAAUUAGGUGCUUGUGUUGCCCUGCAUGAGAUCAUCCCUAAGAACCGAGCACAAACUGCCAUUUCAUCUGUCGUCUCUAACAUCCGCUCUUCACGGGCUCGAGUGAUUCUUGUGUUUGCGGUAGAACAAGAUGCAGCAGCGUUGUUUGAUGAAGCACUCAGAGCGGGUCUCACUGGGAUACAGUGGCUGGCCAGUGAGGCUUGGAGCACAGCUGCUGUCCUUUCCACCCCCAGAAAAUACCACCACAUCCUCCAGGGUUCUAUGGGAUUUGCCAUCCGGCGAGCACACAUCCCUGGAUUGCAAGACUUUCUGCUUCAGUUGAAUCCAUCAAGCCCAGAUGCUCAUGAGAAUCCCUUCCUGGUGCCCUUUUGGGAAGAGGUGUUUCAGUGCAGCCUGGGUGUGCGGGCUAAAGGUCAGCAAAAUAAUGCUGAAGAUAAACCUCCAUGCUCAGGAACAGAGGAGCUGGAGAACAUAACAAAUAUCUAUUCAGAUGUCUCACAGCUAAGGAUUUCCUACAAUGUCUACAAAGCCGUGUAUGCCAUUGCACAUGCACUCAAAGCUAUGAGAAGCUGUGUAAAAGGAAAAGGACCCCUUUCUCAGCAGGCUUGUCCAGAUGUAGACAAUAUAGAGCCAUGGCAGCUUCUUCAUUACAUAAAACAGGUGGCACAUGUGAACUCAUUUGGUGAUGAAAUCAAGUUUGAUGAGAACGGUGACCCUGCAGCCAUGUAUGACCUGGUUAACUGGCAGCUGAGCCCAAAUGGAGAAAUGGAGUUUGUCACUAUUGGCAAAUUUGAUGAGACAACCACAACCGAAAGCCAAAAACUUCAGAUCCAGGAACAUAAUAUUCUUUGGAACGGCAAUCAAACCAAAGUUCUCUUGUCAGUAUGUAGCAACAUUUGUCCCCCAGGUACCCGGAAGGCAAUCAGACCUAACUUCCCUGUCUGCUGCCAUGAUUGUGUGGUUUGUACAGCUGGGGAGAUUAGCAAUCAGACUGAUGCCAUAGAGUGUGUGCGCUGCCUGCCAGAGUUCUGGUCCGACCCUGAGAGGACUGUGUGCAUCCCCAAACAGCUGGAGUUCCUCUCCUUUAGUGACGCCAUUGGCAUUACUGUGACGGCUAUUUCCCUCAUUGGCUCCCUCAUCACCUGCGUUGUGGCCUUCAUAUUCUCCUGUCACAGAACCACCCCCAUUGUCAGGGCCAACAACUCAGAGCUGAGCUUCUUGCUGCUCUUCUCCUUGACUCUGUGUUUCCUGUGCUCUCUGACCUUUGUCGGUCUGCCCUCUGAGUGGUCCUGCAUGCUGCGACACACAGCAUUCGGCAUCACCUUUGUCCUCUGCAUCUCUUGCAUUCUGGGGAAAACAAUAGUGGUGCUAAUUGCCUUCAAGGCGACACUUCCAGGCAGUAAUGUCAUGAAAUGGUUUGGUCCUGUGCAACAAAAGGCAAUAAUUUCUUUUUGUACACUUGUGCAGGUCAUCAUUUGUACAGUGUGGUUGAUUGUAUCUCCUCCAACUCCGCGCAAACUGAUGCCACGUGAGAGCGCUAUUGUGAUUCUCUUGUGUGACGAAGGUUCACAUAUAGCAUUUGCUCUGGUCCUGGGUUACAUUGGCCUGCUGGCCUGCCUCUGUCUUCUCCUGGCCUUCCUGGCGAGAAAACUUCCGGACAACUUCAACGAGGCCAGACUUAUCACCUUCAGUAUGCUCAUUUUUUGUGCUGUGUGGGUUGCAUUCAUUCCCGCCUACAUAAGCUCUCCAGGGAAGUACGCCACAGUUACAGAGGUGUUUGCUAUUUUGGCCUCCAGCUAUGGACUGCUGGGAUGCAUUUUUGCUCCAAAGUGCUACAUAAUCCUACUGAAGCCAGAGAAGAACACUAGGAAAUACCUGAUGUCCAAAGCUACUACUGACAAAUUUUAG
Messenger RNA from Acanthochromis polyacanthus (spiny chromis), 2487 nucleotides. Its product is annotated as extracellular calcium-sensing receptor-like. The transcript has 10 exons. NCBI's taxonomy places the organism in Eukaryota, Metazoa, Chordata, Actinopteri, Pomacentridae. Gene Ontology annotation, cellular component: membrane. Gene Ontology annotation, molecular function: G protein-coupled receptor activity. Bases 16 to 2487 code for a protein of 823 amino acids. The record is from RefSeq and is a predicted model, not a curated record. Gene Ontology annotation, biological process: G protein-coupled receptor signaling pathway.